CAAUGGAACGAUAGAUAAAUGUCAAAUGUUCAAAAAAAUUGUAAACUACAGUCUUCAUGUUAAAGAAAACAUUACACUACAGUGUGCUUAUAUUAUGUGCUAAAUAUUAACUGUUUUAAUUGUGUAUUUUGUUUAUAUGCUUACGUCGUUACGAAAAUAGUAUAAGAAGCUAACUUAGAACUUAAAACCAUGUCUAGUGCAGACCGCAUUGAUUUUGAAAUGGAGGUAGAAGUAGAAAGUGCUUCAUCAGGACCCCCAGUUGAUUUGCCAAAUCCUACGUCUCCCGCACCAUCAGCUGCUGGUAAUCCUAAGAGUGUCGUAGUAACUACCGCUACCUCUGGCUCCGUAACUGUCUCUCUUCAUCCAUUAGUUAUUAUGAAUGUUUCUGAACACUGGACUAGGUUGAGAGCUCAAGAGGGCUCUCCACAAACUGUAAUUGGAGCUCUAAUAGGCAAACAAAAGGGUCGGAACAUUGAAGUCAUGAACUCAUUUGAAUUAGUUUUUAGUGUCAUUGAUGGUGAUAUAAUUAUAGAUAGAGAUUACUAUAAUUUAAAGGAAGAACAAUUUAAGCAAGUAUUCUCAGACAUGGACUUUCUGGGUUGGUAUACUACUGGAGACACCCCAACAGAAAAGGAUAUAGCUGUCCACCGACAGAUUUGUGAUAUAAAUGAAUGUCCAGUGAUGUUGAUGCUCAAUCCAGCGGGGAGGAAGGGUGAUCAAUUGCCAGUAGUGUUGUACGAGUCGGUAAUAGAUGUGGUAAAUGGACGGGCUACUAUGCUUCUUGCACCUCUCACAUACACUUUGGCUGCUGAAGAAGCCGAAAGAAUUGGCGUUGAUCAUGUAGCAAGAGUGUCAUCAGGCGAAGCAGCACUUAAUAGCUUGGUUGCGGAGCAUCUUACAGCUCAAAGAUCAGCUAUAAAAAUGUUGGUUUCCCGAGUGCGUGCGGUGCUCGCGACCGUGCGGGCUAUCCGCGACGGCGCGCUGCCGCCGCGACCGACGCUACUUAGAGAAGCGAGAGCGCUUUCUAACAGACUUCCAUUACUGACUUCUCAGCAAUUCCGUACGCACUUCUAUAAUCAAUGUAAUGAUGUGGCGCUUAUGACUUACCUGGGUACGAUCACGAAGGGCUGUAACGCGAUCAACCAACUCGUGAACAGAUUCAAUGUUCUGUAUGACAGGCAGGGCAUGGGACGUCGCAUGAGGGGACUUUUCUUUUAGGGCGGACGUUAAUAUUAAACGUAAAGAAGUUAAAUUAGGCUGUGUGUUAUAGGAUGUUUGGAAGAUUACAUUGGUUUUAAUUGUCUACAGAUAUCUUAAAUUUGGUAACAUUUGUUGAAAAUAUUUUUCCAUUAUUCUAUUCCUCACUCAUCAGCCGUGUCAUCUACAAGCUAACAAAAUAUUAACAUUUGCACCUAAAGAACUCCUUACUAUAGAAUGAACUAUUUCAAGUGAUAUUUGUGUUUUAUAUCAGUAAAUUUAUAAAAAAAUGCCUGUAAUGUAAAGCGAAUGUAAUAAAUAAAUUAUAUAAUACAGAAAAGUCUCGCAAUAGAAUUAGUUAAUUUGCGCAGCAAUUUAUGUUUUCGUUAAAUACCAUUUUAAUGCUAUAAUCGGUACAGAGAAGCAACAAUUCGAAAACGGAAUUAUCAAUUAAUUUUUGAAAUCGUUGUCUUAUUUCCUACAAAUUAUUAUUUGUAUUGAUGUUGUCAGAUGGCAAAUACUAUCGUAUUUUAAUUAACCUAAAAAUGAAUGGUUAAAAACACAAUAUUUAUGUCUAAUCAUUCUCAGAAACCAAAUGUCUGUCAUACACCGGACUUCAUGCUCAAUUAACAGUUGAAAAUAACAUCGGUUUUAAAAAAAUAGCCGUUAGUCACAUUUUAUUGUAUCGUGUAAAUGUGAACGUAUUUAUUAUAAGAACGAAACAAUAUCCACAAAUAGGGAUAUAAGUACUCACUGUCAUCUGAAUUUGCGUUGAAUUUUGUCGAAUGUGUUCGGCUUAUCAAAAACUCACAUAAUUCUAAGAAGUAUUGAAGCAGUAAUGUGUGUUAUAACAAAAUGAGCCGUUGACAAAUGCCAAUGGAGGCACGGUUAAUGGCGCAUUAUGUGUAUGAAAUCAGUAACUGAAUAUGUAAAUUUUUUAGAUACCUAUUAAAAUAAUAAUUA
Vanessa atalanta (red admiral) is the source of this 2160-nucleotide messenger RNA. It is a transcript of the gene CSN6, whose product is annotated as COP9 signalosome complex subunit 6. Gene Ontology annotation, molecular function: metallopeptidase activity; protein binding. NCBI's taxonomy places the organism in Eukaryota, Metazoa, Arthropoda, Insecta, Lepidoptera, Nymphalidae. Gene Ontology annotation, biological process: protein deneddylation. Bases 190 to 1218 code for a protein of 342 amino acids. Gene Ontology annotation, cellular component: COP9 signalosome. The transcript is spliced from 6 exons. The record is from RefSeq and is a predicted model, not a curated record.